AAGAAAAUUCACAGCUCAGCUGUGGAUUUUCUUUAUGCUAAGAUCAUUUUAUAAAUUUUGAUCAAAUGAUUUCUUAUUGCUGUUAAACACUUUAUAAUUUUGGGUUUCAGAGGAAUUUUGUUUGUUGAUUUGAUAUCACGAAGAAGAAGAAGAAGAAGAAGAAGAGGAACGAACAAUGAACUGCUUUUCCUGUUGUAUGUCGGAAGAGAAAAUAAGAAGCAGGAGGACAAAUGCCGAGAAUGACUUCCCCGAUGAGCCCAAUACGAUAAGAGCUAUGCUUUCGUUUGCCAAUAUUUCAUUCAAGAGUGAUGGAAGCCGAAAGAGAUACAUUUCCGAGGAAAUCGUAAAAAGGGGUAAAAACAGUGCGACUGCAAAGACUUUUAAUUACCGUGAUCUAUGCACUGCAACUAACAACUUCAACCCAGAGAGUCAGCUUGGUGAAGGGGGUUUCGGAAGGGUCUACAAAGGGCAGGUUGAUAACCCGAAUCAGGUUGUUGCUGUCAAGCAACUUGACAGGAAUGGAUACCAAGGGAACAAAGAGUUCCUUGUUGAGGUCUUGAUGUUGAGUUUACUUAACCAUCCAAAUCUUAUGAGUUUGGUUGGAUAUUGUGCCGAUGGGGAUCAAAGGAUUUUGGUCUAUGAAUACAUGCCUAAUGGUUCCUUGGAGAGCCACCUUCUAGACAUACCCCCACACAAGAAGCCAUUGGAUUGGGAUACCAGGAUAAAAGUUGCAAUCGGUGCGGCUAAAGGCCUUGAAUACUUGCAUGAAACAGCUGAUCCCCCGGUGAUUUACCGUGACUUUAAAGCAUCAAACAUAUUGCUGGACCAGGAUUUCACUCCGAAGUUAUCGGAUUUUGGACUUGCAAAGAUCGGUCCAACCGGAAAUAAGUUGCAUGUUUCCACCAGGGUUAUGGGAACCUAUGGCUACUGUGCACCUGAAUAUGCACUAACAGGCCAAUUGACUACGAAAUCAGAUGUUUACAGCUAUGGGGUCGUGUUUCUGGAGAUGAUAACGGGAAGAAGAGUAAUAGACACUUCGAGACCAACAGAAGAACAGAAUCUUGUCAGUUGGGCAACACCUUUAUUCAAAGAUAAGAGAAAUUUCUCACAAAUGGCUGAUCCAUUAUUGCAAGGGAAUUAUCCCAAUAAGGGUCUCCACCAAGCACUCGCAAUUGCAGCAAUGUGUCUGCAGGAUGAUGCGGACGCUCGGCCUACUAUGAGCGAUGUGGUAACCGCUCUUGAAUACUUAAUCACAGGUAAUGUACCGAAAGAAGAAGAAGAUGACGAUGGCAAUGAAGAACAAGAAGGAAAAGGCGGCAAUGAAGAACAAGAAUAGGCAGGGUUAUGGAGACAGUCGGAAACCUCGGAAGAAGGGGCAAAGGGACAAGAAGAGGGUUAAUGAAGCUUAUCAGAACUCGUUUCGUGGACCUGAAACUCGAAAUCUUAUUUCCUUUCAUGGGCUGCUUUUGUAAGAUGGUACAUGGAAAGGAUAUUUUGAUGAUAA
Hibiscus syriacus is the source of this 1504-nucleotide messenger RNA. RefSeq names its product probable serine/threonine-protein kinase PBL23. The record is from RefSeq and is a predicted model, not a curated record. Bases 176 to 1336 code for a protein of 386 amino acids. Gene Ontology annotation, biological process: protein phosphorylation. The transcript has 5 exons. NCBI's taxonomy places the organism in Eukaryota, Viridiplantae, Streptophyta, Magnoliopsida, Malvales, Malvaceae. Gene Ontology annotation, molecular function: ATP binding; protein kinase activity.